Molecule: messenger RNA, 506 nt
Organism: Orbicella faveolata
Lineage: Eukaryota; Metazoa; Cnidaria; Anthozoa; Scleractinia; Merulinidae
Product: protein argonaute-2-like
Molecular function (GO): RNA binding; protein binding
Source: RefSeq, a predicted model, not a curated record
UUUUCGAAAUGGCGUGCGUUUGUUUCUGAUGUCACUGUUACUGUUAUUAUUGCCACGGUGUUCGCUUUAAAACCGAUGUAAAGUUUUCUCGAUAACAUAUCAGGGACUCUUUUGCGAGGACAUCGAUGGCGUCCAACAAUCCAGCAAAUCGCGUCGGUGGAGACUUCGCUCCUCCUAAAAGACCCAAUUUUGGAUCUGUGGGAAAGACGAUCGCUCUAAGAACAAACUUUUUUCAAGUUCGACUUCCCAAAGGAGACAUUCACCAUUAUGAUCUUAGCAUAUCGCCCGACAAAUGCCCGAGACGGGUGAACCGCGAUGUCGUGGAAGCCAUGGUUAGCACUUAUCACAAAGUUUUUGGAGGACAAAGACCUGUGUUUGAUGGAAGGAAGAAUCUCUACAGCAGUAAAGCACUACCGAUCGGUCGAAAACCAAUUGAUUUUGAGGUGACACUUCCAACUGAAAACAGCAAAGACAAGACAUUCAAAGUAAGUUAGAAUCAUUGUUAG